ACUGUGGAGGGGAUGCCGGUGCAGGUCGUCAUCAGACCCCGGAGGAGAUCGCCACCAUGCCGGAGGAGAGAGGUACCACCACCGAAGAGGCCGAGUUCAACAGUGACCAGACCAGGCCUUCCUCAGGGAGGACCCUGGGGGCCUAAAAGGACAAAGAAGGAGGAGGAGAGAUACCCCGUGGUGUGGGACUACUUGGGGCGACCAGGGGCCGGAAGGGGACGGUUCCUGGAGCAGACCAGAGACAGGAGGGGCCCCCAUCCAGGACCAAGGGGGGUCUUGGAGUCGACACCCGCGGUGGUGUCGAGGGGUGAGCCCAGGAGGUGGAGGGGUCGAGGAUCCCGUUGUUCCGUAGAGGGGUGUGGGACAGUGACCCAUAAACUGCAGGACCAUGCCUUUUUUGCAUACCUACCUCGCUAUUUCCGGGCUGGGUACCCCCAGGAUAACCCUCCCGAACGAGAUGUGCUGGACAAAUUAGUGACGGCCCUACGGCAGCUGGCGUCCUGGAUUCUGGGUCCGGGCGCAACCCUGGAGGGGUUACACGAGUUUUGUAAUCGGAACAUUCAAUUGUCCCCGGACUGCUCUCUCCAAGAGAACUCAAUAGCUGGACUGAGGCAUUUGUGUACGGCCCAGGGAUGGCGCAUCCCAACCAAAUUCAGCCUGUGGCCCCUGAAUUCCCCGGCGUGCCUGAAGCAAUGGAGGGUGCUGCUUCAUCUCCUGAAUUUUGUGCCUCAGGACAAGAGGAGGGAGUUUCGCUUGUUCCUGGUUGCAGCGCCCCAACAUACCCGCUGGACUGCGCGGGUCAAGGCUCCCCAGGAAUGGGACCGGGAACUGAUGGAUGUGGGACAAGCGGAGGCUAUGUGGUUGCCGGAGGACGAGGAGGUCCGAGUAGGGGAAGAAGAUGAGUCCGCGGACAUGGGGGCCGCUGGAGGAAGCCAGGAAGUGGAGACAUUAUGGGAGGAGGAGCUUGCCGCUGAGGGGUUGGUAGAAGAAGGCACGCUCCAGGGUCCAGGGGGUCUCGAUCAUCUGUUCGACGCCCACUUCCACCUGGACCGGACAUGGGCGGGCACGUUUGGGAGAGCGCCCCAGGGGACCACUCCCGAACUAUUGGCAUCCGCACCAGAGGUGAGUCACCCAUUUGGAGAGCUGCCCGUCUGGGGGGUUGAAGUAUACUGCGACCCCCCUACGUAUCCUCAGCGAAUCAACAAUGACCCAAGAUACAUCACCGCGGUCGGAAUCCACACAAAGAAGGCUGCAAGCUUAACGGACAAAGUGUUCCGUCAGAUUCUUGGUUUUUGGAAAGACGCCCGAUGCCUAGUGGGGGAGGUCGGGUUGGAUCACUCAUUCGCGGCGUGGGAGUGGAGAGCCCAGGAAUCCGCCCUGAAGGAGCUACUACCCCAUGUCCCAGCCGGGCGGGUGGUAAUAUUGCACGUGAGGGGACCCACGGGAGAUGAGGAGGCGGGGGCAACCCACGCCCAGGCAAUACAAAUCUUGAAGGGGAUCUUACCUUCACAACAGCCGGUGCACGUGCACUGUUUCGCGGGUGGAGAGGAAACAGUGCAAGAAUGGUUGAAGGCAUUCCCCCGGGCCUACUUUGGCUUCACUGGCCGGGUGCAAGGGUUCAAGUCAGACCAAGUGGCUGGUCUGAGAGCAGUGCCGGGUGACCGGCUGCUGUUGGAAACGGACUCCCCAUACAUGCCACCGAAGGGGUAUCGAGUCAACUCCCCGGCACUGCUGUGCCUGAUUGGGGACAUGGUGGCUGGGAAGAGGGGGAUGAGUACUGAGGAGCUGCUUGUGGCUACAACCGCGAACGCAGCUCCGUUGUUUGCCAUGUAGAGGGGCAGAGAGCCCACCCCACGGGGGAGUGGGGUAGGUAGGAGAAUGAUGAGGUGAGAGGUUUCACCCUAAGGAGGGGAUGAAGGGGGAAAUCAAGUGUGAAGAACUAUGGGUUCCUCCCCAAUGGGAAGGUAGGACAGGGGGCAUGUGAAGAGCUGUGUGCCAUAUUCCAUAGGAGGUGGAGCCCGGGUAUAUUGUGCAAGGGACAGUUGGUCCCACCCUAACGCAGGGGUGGGUUGGGGAUAAGGAUGUGAUGAACUGUUGGUUCCACCCAAAAGGGCGGGUUCGAUUCCGAGGAGGGAGCUGGGGAUCACCCGCUCAUGUGAACAAUAUGAUAAAGGCACGGACCCUUGAACCUGGGGAAACAGGAAGUGGUUUCUCCGGGUGGACAUUCAUAAGGAGACCCCCCCAAGGGGAAAAGUUAACACGGGGGGGUGUGAUGGCGUUGUUCCGCGGGAAGGAGCCUAUAAAACAGGGAGGGAUGUGGUGAUCGGAGCUGUCAACCGGAAGUUGGAGGACCCGACGGAAACUGCCGGAGACAGCCGAUCGCCACAGCGAGUUCGUGGAAGCCAUCUUGUAAGUAUGCAUUGCCUGUUUCAGGGGUCUACCUAAAACCGUAGAUUUGGGCGUUAAUACUUGCAGGGUGCGAGCUACGGCUUACUCCACGGUGAUCUAAUAACGUAGUGUACACGGUGAUCACUACAGUAUAUUCCACAUUUCAUUCUACAGUAACAUGUCAUUGAAAAGCAUUAAAUGAAAUAGUUCCUCACUUAUUGGGCACAGACAAAACAUGAUUAAUGCACACACUGAACCUUAAACCAGUAAACACAAAACACA
Haliotis rubra (blacklip abalone) is the source of this 2670-nucleotide messenger RNA. RefSeq lists its product as uncharacterized. The transcript has a single exon. Gene Ontology annotation, molecular function: hydrolase activity, acting on ester bonds. The record is from RefSeq and is a predicted model, not a curated record. NCBI's taxonomy places the organism in Eukaryota, Metazoa, Mollusca, Gastropoda, Lepetellida, Haliotidae. Bases 13 to 1833 code for a protein of 606 amino acids.